Messenger RNA from Ctenopharyngodon idella (grass carp), 9365 nucleotides. RefSeq lists its product as uncharacterized. Gene Ontology annotation, biological process: DNA integration. Gene Ontology annotation, molecular function: nucleic acid binding; zinc ion binding. The transcript is spliced from 2 exons. The coding region runs from base 3405 to 7706 and encodes 1433 amino acids. Lineage: Eukaryota; Metazoa; Chordata; Actinopteri; Cypriniformes; Xenocyprididae. The record is from RefSeq and is a predicted model, not a curated record.
UUUUUUGAUUUUAUUUAGCCUUUUUAGCACAGAUUAAGCCUUAUAUGAUAUAAACAACAUCAUGUGCAAACAUCAAUGAUCAUUUGAAUAAAUAUAAAACACUUGCUGUACUUUAGUAUCUGUAGAAUGUGGGACCAAUAGUCUUUCACAACUGUCCUUCACUCUUCUUCUUUUCUAGUGACGAGAUGAACAGGUUACUCAUUCACUUAAACUGAAUUGACAAAAACCCAAGUCCCUAUUGUUGCAUAACAUCUCCUUCAUGUACGUAAGAAGAAAGUCAUAUGGGUUUGCAAGAUGAAGAUGAAGGUGAAGAUGAGCAAAUGUCAACUAUUAGUUUUGGAUGAACAAUCUCUUUACAAAUUAGAGCACACAUAACAGUUUCUUGCCAAACUUCCUGCUUAAUGCAGAAGUUUAUUUUUAAGAACGAUUCUUCAGAAGCAGCUGCCAUACAAGCAUUAUGCUAUUUUAAAUAGGUUAAACCACAAGGACACAACGGUGAACAUCGCUGAGCAUCGAAUAAAUGUCUAAAAUGCCACCAUAAAACUCAGCUCAUAUACACGGCACUAUAAGUGGAUAAAAUGAUCUUCAGCAGUUCAUAGAUUUACAAUUAAGAACAAAGUACAAGUCAACAAACCUGCAUUUCAUAAUUGGAAUAAUUAUUAUUACUAAACUUCUUUUGUGAAAACAAAUUGUUAUUUCAUACAGUCAUUUUAUUACAAUUAAUUUCAAUUGUUAAACACUAAUGCAUUAGGUAUCAUAAACAAUGAUUUUUUUACAGUAUUUUUACAGUAAUAAUACAGUAUUAUUUUACAGAAGUGCACUUAAUUGUAUUGAAAGUGUACUUUUUGUGUACUUCAAAUCUUAAAAGUAUACUUUUUAAAAAGUGCACUAGCAGAUAAUAUAAUAUAAUUAGAAUUAAAGGCCACUUAAGUGUACUUAAAAAGAAUAUACUUUAAUGACAAUAUUUAUUAACACACUUAAGUACACAUUUUAAAAAUGCACUUUGUAAUAAUGUCUAAUUUUUACUUAAAGAAAGUACACUUUAAUGACAAUAUUUAUUAACAUUAUAGUUUAUAGUGUUUUAAAUAAGUACACUUAUUUUGAUGUAUUGACUAAUAUACUGAAGUACAUUGAAAAUAAUUUAUUUUAAUUUCAACUCAAGUGUGUUGUCCAAAAUGACAUUUGUUAAUGUGUUUUAAAUGUGCUUAGUGUUUAAUAUAUACUGUGUGCAUUAAUACACUUGAAAUGUAUUUUUCUUCUGAAUUUCAAUACACUUGCUUAUACAGUAUAAUCCAGUACAACUUAUUGUUGAAAUUUUUAUCACCAGCUCCUGCUCUAAACUCAACUAGUGUAAGUUUUCUACAUAAUAUUUGACAUAAAAUGUCAAAGUUUUGUUAAAUGUAAUCGCUUGAUGUAGGUUAUAAAACAUGAACAGGCAGUUUAGUAGUCAUUUCAGUGGUUUAUGUGCACAUUUCCCAUGGGUGUCUGGCUCAAGUUCCCCAUUUUGGAAAACAUAACAUUGCAAAAAAAUAUAAAGAUUUCCUGUGUGACAAAACCUAACCCACAGGAAUGCUCCUCAGAAAUACUUCACAACAAGUAAGGCAGUAUUUGAUGUCAUAGUGACAUCAGACACAAAUCAAUUGACCACCUUUAUGUGCAAUUUAUAUCACAAAUAAUCCUGACUCUUUAGCAGCAACACAACUUCUCCCUUUAUGAACAGUGAAACUCUGGUAUCACAGAAAACAAAUAGCUUCAUUCAUCAGCAUCAGCAUUCACAAGACAUUAAACCCAGUAAAUAACCGUUAAAAUACCAGGUUGACUUUUCCAGUAGCUUGACUGUUCACACGAGCAAAGGUGUUCUGUGUUUCUACCAAAAUACCGGUAAACUCUGUGAGGUUAAUCAUCAGAAAUGACCUCUAAACGCUGAACCAUUUUCUUUAUCCACCUGCUUUUGUUUUACUAACUGGCCAAUUUGAUAACAUACAUAUAUAUAUAUAUAUAUAUAUAUAUAUAUAUGUCUGAGUGCCAGGUGUGGGAUGAUCACACAAAUUGUUUUUGCUCUUAAAAAACACAACACUGAUAAAACUGCAGUACUGUAUAGUACUGAGUUUACUAUAGUAUGAACAAGUGACUGCAGAGCCACAGUGCUGAUGAAUAAAAAUGAAGGCAGGGUCUCGAGCGUAAAAUGCGGUCAGACGUCCAACUAGCAUGUUUACAUAGAAAAACAAUUAAAAGCAGCGGAGCUAACGGUAAAAAGCUCCAACAGAGCUUUAUGAUUGGCCCAAAGCAGACUUCUCAUGUCAACACUCGCACAUGCUCAUACCGGCAAUCAUAUUCUUUGUUCACACACAUUAUCAUGCCGGUAAUUUAUUGAUAAUGUUACAACUUCUCAUAUAGCACUACUGAAAAAAUUGCCAGAAAAUUACCAAUAUUUUUGAAAAAGUCCCAUUCACACAUGAUUUCUAAAUGUUAAAGGCAAGCGGCAACCUCCCCCAGUUUCUCGUGAAGCCAAUACGGAAGUGACUUAAACUGCAAUUCAUCGACUGGCCGCUAGGGACAGGCUCCAAAAGAGAGCAGAAUCUCAUUGACCCACAUGUUAAAAUGAACAACUUUACAGCAGAAAAAAAAUGUUUACAGCUUGGUACAAAUUGUGGUUUUGGUCUAUACUGCUAAUUUUGCCCUUCAUGACAACUCUGAGGGGGGUGAAUUUUUUUAUAACUCAUCCGUUUAAAUUAUAUUAAGCCUUAAAGUUCUGCAUAAUUAUGGGCGUGGUCACUUGAGUGACAGGUAGAUUGCCGCUGCUGUCACCUCAGCUAAUUCCAGCCACUGAAUUUGGCAUCUUAGCCGUAUUUGUGCUUUUUUUCUGGAUUAUUUUAUACAAUUAUAAAAUAAUAUGGCUUGCUGCGUUAAUGGUCCAGACUCGAGACAGAUGUGUGUCUGUGUAGAUGUGCAUGCAUGCGGAAGAUAAACAGAACACACGUUGUUGGAUCGUGGCAUUGGCUAAAAGUUUUUGUGGCGAGGGGGGCGUGGUUCAGCGGAGUCGGCAGCGGGAGAGAGAGUCAGGAGACGAACGGUGAGUGAGUGGGUUAAAUGCAAAUGACGAACACCUGUCUCUUGUUUCAGUAAUUGGUGUGGAGAGAGUAUAUAACACCAGGAGAAACAGGAGUGGGGGAGAGAGAGACGGACUACUGACUGCUGCCCCGCUGAUGAUCUACGAGUGAGAGACUUCUGAAUGAUUGGUGACCGCUUUGUGCCUGUCUGCACCCCUUUUUGUUUUGAAUUGUGAGAAUUAUUGCAAAUAAAAAGCAGUCAGUAGUCAAGCCGACCCUGUCCUCUUCCUUCCUGAGUACUGAACUUUGCUACACUGGUGCCGAAACCCGGGAAGGAAGACGGAAGCCGCCGCCAUGCAAUCGUCCUCCGGAUCGCCAUUUGCGGAGAUUAUCACCUCCCUCGCGGUCAUGCAGCAAGAACAACACCAGGCCCUGCUGGACUUGAGACAGGAUCAAGAGAGGUGCUUCCAAGUCGUUGUUCAAGCCCAGCAGGAGGACCGCGAGAGGUUCCGGAGCUGGAUUGACCGGGAGGUUCGACCGGAAGCCCUGGAACCUCGAGCUGUGCCCGCCCACCUACCACUACACAAAAUGGGAUCUGAGGACGACCCGGAGGUUUUCCUCGAUCUUUUUCAGAAGACGGCCGAGCUGUCGGGCUGGCCGCGGGACCAGUGGCCGAUGCGCCUGGUCCCGCUGCUCUCCGGGGAGUCCCAGAUAGCGGCACAGCAGCUUCCGGUGCAGAAUCUCCUGGUCUUCGACGACCUAAAAAGGGCCAUCCUCCAGCGGGUCGGCCGGAGCCCUGAAGAACAUCGCCAGCGGUUCCGUUCCCUGGAACUGGGCGAGUCCGGCCGACCGUUCGUGUUGGCCCAACAGCUCCGGGACUCCUGCCGCAAAUGGCUGUUGGCUGAGGGAGGCGACGUGGAGAAGAUUGUCGAUCGAGUGGUACUGGAGCAGUUCAUUACUCGGCUCCCACGGAGGACAGCAGAGUGGGUCCAGUGCCACCGCCCCACGUCGCUGGACUCAGCCAUCCACCUCGCGGAGGACCACAUGGUGGCGUGCCCAGGGGUCGGCGAACCCCUCCCAUCUGUCUCUCUCUCCCCGUCUUCCCCUUCUGUCUCUCUCUCUCGUCCUGUCCCUCUCCCCAGGUCCCGCCCACCUGUACAUCCUCGAGUCCCGCCCCGGGGGCGGGGCGGAGUUGACCCGAGCCAGUUUGGGGGUCUCAGAGCCCCGCCCAGGAGGGCGGGACUGACUUCCGCUGGACAGGACCCCGCGCCUGUUUCUCCGCUCUCUCCACGCCAAUCAUUUACCCCACUCCCUGCCACUGGGGCGGCGGGGAGGUCUGGGCCAGCCUGUUGGCGUUGCGGGGACCCGGAGCAUUUCGUGGACAGGUGCCCGGUGAUGGAGGUUGGGACAAUGGUCCGGGUCCCGGACGCCCCGCAGGCUGCCCCCGGUCAAGCUGGCUGGUAUCAAAUACCUGUGAGUAUCAAGGGGGGUACCUAUCAGGCCUUGGUGGAUUCAGGCUGUAACCAAACCUCGAUCCAUCAAAGCCUGAUUUCAUCCGGGGCAUUGGAUACAAGCCGCGUGGUUAAGGUGCGGUGCGUACACGGGGAUGUGGUGGUAUAUCCGGUAGUGCCGGUCAUUAUCCAGUUCAGGGGCCAAAAGCAUAGCGUUGAGGUGGCAGUUAAUCCGCACCUCCGGCAUCCGUUAAUUUUGGGGACAAAUUGGCCAGCAUUUUCUGAAUUAUUGGGUUAUUUAUGCACGGAUGCCUCUUGGGGGAAAAAGGCGAUGGUUGGGGAUGCGCAAGCACAGGCGGGAGAGACUGAACGGGGACCACUGAGUGCUGCUUCAGGGGAACAGAGUGAAAUUGAGAGAAUAAUUCUCUCGGAUCGCGAUGACUUUCCCCUGGAGCAGUCUCAGGAUGAGACCCUAAAACGUGCAUUUGAGCAGGUCCAAACCAUCGACGGUCAGCCUCUCCAGCCUGGACGGGCGCUUACUUAUCCAUAUUUUGCAGUUAUAAAAAAUCGGUUGUAUCGGGUGACCCAAGACACCCAGACAAAAGAAGAUACAACCCAGUUGUUAGUUCCAAGGAGCCGCAGGGAAAUGCUUUUCCAAGCGGCUCAUUCUAAUCCAAUGGCUGGACACUUAGGACAGGCAACAACACUAAAUCGCCUCAUGACCCGAUUCUUUUGGCCGGGCAUUCACGAGAAUGUGCGCAGGUGGUGCGCGUCUUGUCGUGAAUGUCAGUUGGUAAAUCCACCGGCCACCCCAAAAGCGCCUUUGCGCCCCCUCCCAUUAAUGCAGGUCCCCUUCGAGAGAAUUGGUAUGGACCUCAUCGGGCCAUUAGAGCGAUCAGCCAGGGGACAUCGCUUUGCAUUAGUCAUUGUGGAUUAUGCAACUCGAUAUCCUGAAGCAGUGGCCCUCCGCAGCAUUUCCGCGAAGAGUGUUGCGGACGCACUGUUUACUUUAAUCUCCCGGGUGGGGAUUCCAAAAGAAAUCCUCACCGAUCAAGGCACGGCGUUUAUGUCACGUACUUUACGCGAACUUUACGAAUUAUUGGGCAUUAAAGCGAUCCGUACCAGCGUCUUUCACCCACAAACUGACGGGCUGGUCGAACGUUUUAAUCGCACGCUUAAAACCAUGAUUCGUAAAUUCGUACAAGAAGACGCCAAAAAUUGGGAUAAAUGGUUAGAACCCCUGUUGUUCGCUGUGCGAGAAGUCCCGCAAGCCUCCACGGGGUUUUCCCCCUUCGAGCUUCUUUACGGACGCCAGCCCCGCGGGGUACUGGAUGUCCUGAGAGAAACUUGGGAGGACGGACCAUCUCAGAGCAAAAACGAAAUUCAGUAUGUAAUGGACUUGAGAACAAAACUCCACACUUUGGGGCGGCUAUCAACGGAGAAUUUGUUACAAGCCCAGGACAAACAGAGCCGGCUGUACAACAGGGGAACUAACUUGCGUAAAUUCGCACCGGGAGAGAAAGUGCUUGUAUUACUUCCAACGUCAAGCUCGAAAUUAUUAGCAAAGUGGCAAGGACCAUUUGAGGUCACACGGCGGAUUGGAGAUCUCGAUUAUGAGGUUAUACGGUCUGAUAGGAGAGGGGCACGUCAGAUUUAUCACCUCAAUCUCCUUAAAAAAUGGAAUGAGGCAGAGGCAGUGAUGUUGGCGAUGGUGAUUGGUGGAGAGGAUGAUCUCGGGCCAGAGGCGAAUACCAAACACCAAUCUCUCGCACUGGCCCCCGGAGGAGAUCAUCUCUCGCCCUCCCAGCUCACUGACCUGACGAAAUUACAAGCAGAGUUUGCGGACGUGUUCUCGCCCCUACCGGGCCGUACUAAUUUGAUUCAGCACCAUAUCGAGACAGAGCCGGGCGUGGUAGUUAGCAGCCGGCCGUACCGUUUGCCUGAACAUAAAAAAAAAGUGGUUCAGGCAGAAUUAGGAGCAAUGCUUGACAUGGGCGUAAUAGAAGAAUCCAACAGUAACUGGGCGAGCCCGAUAGUUUUAGUUCCGAAAACGGACGGCUCGGUUCGGUUCUGUGUGGAUUAUCGCAAGGUGAAUGCUGUGUCGAAAUUCGACGCGUAUCCAAUGCCACGGGUGGACGAACUGCUUGAUCGGCUCGGUACGGCUCGGUUUUAUUCGACACUGGACUUAACAAAGGGAUAUUGGCAGAUCCCCUUGUCUCCAUUAUCUAAAGAAAAGACAGCUUUCACCACGCCGUUUGGAUUACACCAAUUUGUUACCCUUCCGUUCGGGCUGUUCGGGGCUCCGGCUACCUUUCAGCGUCUCAUGGACAGAAUUUUACGGCCCCAUGCUGCGUAUGCUGCUGCCUACUUAGAUGACAUAAUUAUAUUUAGUCAUGACUGGCAGCGGCAUAUGCAGCAUUUGAGGGCUGUCUUGAGGUCGCUGAGAGGGGCUGGGCUCACGGCCAACCCGAAGAAGUGUGCAAUUGGGCGGGUGGAAGUAAGAUAUCUGGGCUUCCACUUGGGACAUGGGCAGGUGCGUCCCCAAAUUGAUAAGACGGCAGCAGUUGCGACCUGUCCGCGUCCCAAGACCAAAAAGGAGGUGAGACAGUUCCUAGGGCUGGCGGGAUAUUAUAGAAGGUUUGUACCUAAUUAUUCGGACCUCACCAGCCCUUUGACUGAUCUCACUAAAAAGGAGGCACCAGAUACGGUCCAGUGGACGGAGCUGUGCCAGCAGGCCUUUACCCAAGUGAAGGCUGCUUUAUGUGGCGGGCCGUUGUUACACUCUCCUGAUUUUUCUCUCCCUUUCCUGUUGCAGACAGACGCGUCGGACAGGGGGCUGGGUGCCGUCCUGUCCCAGGAGAUAGAGGGGGAGGAACGGCCGGUGCUGUACAUUAGUCGGAAGCUCUCAAAGAGAGAGACUAAGUACAGCACCAUAGAAAAGGAGUGUCUUGCCAUCAGGUGGGCCGUCCUCACCCUCCGCUAUUAUCUCCUGGGACGGGAAUUCACUCUCUGUUCGGACCAUGCCCCCCUGCAGUGGCUCCACCGCAUGAAGGAUACCAACGCGCGGAUCACUCGUUGGUAUCUAGCUUUACAGCCUUUUAAGUUCAAAGUGGUCCACAGGCCGGGUGCUCAGAUGGCUGUGGCCGACUUCCUCUCCAGAAAUGGGGGGGGGGGGGGCUGCAGGCCGGAUGGCUCCCCGGCCUGAGUCGGGCGGUGGGGGUAUGUGGCGAGGGGGGCGUGGUUCAGCGGAGUCGGCAGCGGGAGAGAGAGUCAGGAGACGAACGGUGAGUGAGUGGGUUAAAUGCAAAUGACGAACACCUGUCUCUUGUUUCAGUAAUUGGUGUGGAGAGAGUAUAUAACACCAGGAGAAACAGGAGUGGGGGAGAGAGAGACGGACUACUGACUGCUGCCCCGCUGGUGAUCUACGAGUGAGAGACUUCUGAAUGAUUGGUGACCGCUUUGUGCCUGUCUGCACCCCUUUUUGUUUUGAAUUGUGAGAAUUAUUGCAAAUAAAAAGCAGUCAGUAGUCAAGCCGACCCUGUCCUCUUCCUUCCUGAGUACUGAACUUUGCUACAGUUUUGUUUGUGAGAUUUACUACAAUUACAAUGGCGGGAGGAUAUAAAAUUCUGACAGCACUGCUUGGAUAUUAUAACUAAAACUGCUGCAUUUUGAAAAAUUAUACUUUGGACGCGUGCUCAUUUGUUUGUGAGAUACGAUCAUAUACAUUUUCACAACAUAAACGCUGCUCAGGUUGCAUAAUUUCUUGAAGAACGAUGAUGGAGAGCAGAUCAUUCAGAAGAAAUGUGAUGCAAACAAUGGAUAAUAUAUCAAUAUUUCAUGGAUUUAAUGCUUUUGUGGACAAAAAGUACUGUUUUUUUUUUUUUUUUUUUCAAUGGACACUGAUGGACAUUUUACCCAAUUAAGUGCCACGGAUUGGAUUCAUCUCGCGAUCACUAUUUCAUUAUAAAGGUAUGGAGUCCCGUUUGAUUUUGCGUGUUGUUAUUUGUACACCGGACACAAAUUAAUUACUGGUGUUGGAGCAUCUAUAUGACACCGUAGAUUGACAAUACACCUUUUAGAACUUUCUAAUGAUAUAACUUAUCUUUAUUAAUAUUUUAGAUAGAUAGCUCCUUUAACUGCUAACAUGAUCACGUCGAGCUAGGCAGGCGUGGUUUCAGCAACCUUGGUUCCAACCACGUCCUGCCUCUUUGCCCAUUUUCAGUUAUCCGGGAGUGACGUGCGGUGACGGGCUGCUAAGAUGGCAGUGGCCUCAUUUUCGCUUCAAAAAUGCUCUUCAGAAAUCAACGGGUGACGUCACGGACACUACGUUCAUAUUUUUUUACAGUCUAUGGUUAAAGGGUUAGUUCACCCAAAAAUGAAAAUUCUGUCAUUUAUUACUCACCCUCAUGCCGUUUUACACCUGUAAGACCUUCGUUAAUCUUCGGAACGCAAAUUGUGAUAUUUUUGUUUAAAUCCGAUGGCUCAGUCCAAAGCCUACAUAGGGAGCAAUGACAUUUCCUCUCUCAAGAUCCAUAAAGGCACUAAAAACAUAUUUAAAUCAGUUCAUAUGAGUACAGUGGUUCAAUAUUAAUAUUAUAAAGCGACAAGAAUAUUUUUGGUGCGCCAAAAAAAAACAAAAUAACGAAUUAUUUAGUGAAGGCCGAUUUCAAAACACUGCUUCAGGAAGCUUCGGAGCAUUAUGAAUCAGUGUGUCGAAUGCGCAGUUCAGAGCGCCAAAGUCACGUGAUUUCAGCAGAUUUCAAUCAUGAUUCGACAUGCUGAUUCAUAACAAUAUUCAAAAAAUAUUCUUGUCACUUUAUAAUAUUAAUAUUGAACCACUGUACUCACAUGAACUGAUUUAAAU